Messenger RNA from Kuraishia capsulata CBS 1993, 129 nucleotides. RefSeq lists its product as uncharacterized. The coding region runs from base 1 to 129 and encodes 42 amino acids. The record is from RefSeq and is a predicted model, not a curated record. The transcript has a single exon. Lineage: Eukaryota; Fungi; Ascomycota; Pichiomycetes; Pichiales; Pichiaceae.
AUGUUCAAGCUUAUUCCCAAGUUUAAGAUGACCCGGUCUCAGUUUGAGCUGGCUAAAGUAGGUAAAGAAACUACCAUUUGCAGUCUUCGAAGGAUAACUAACACUCAUAGUUCACAUUCUAUCUGUUAA